UCCGUCCCUCGCAAGCAGCACGGUCCUCUGACACCGACCCGUUCCUAAGUCCUCCCCAGUCGACUCGUCUCCGACGGGCUGCUUUGGAACAAACGAUGGAGAAACUGUCCAGGGUUUUACCUCUGAACCCAACUUUCAUACCCCCUACCUACGGAGUCCUGAAAUCUCUGCUGGAGAACCCUUUGAAAUUACCCCUGCACCACGACGAUGCCUUCUGCAAAGAGAAGGACAAGGAGAAGAAGCUGGAAGAUGAAACGAUCGGCUCCAAUGUCCCCCAAUCGGCCUUCUUGGGGCCGACUCUCUGGGACAAGACCCUGCCUUACGAUGGAGAUACCUUCCAGCUGGAAUACAUGGACUUAGAAGAGUUCCUCUCUGAAAAUGGUAUCCCACCAAGUCAAUCUUCACACGAACUCAACCACCAUCAUCAGCCCGGCCUCCAGCAAGCUCCCGUCACCUCGCCCACCGUCAUCGACCUGAGCAGCCGGGCGUCCACGUCGGUCCUACCGGGCUUGGUCCCCCAUAACUGCAUGCACAGCCCAGUGAGACCUGGUCAGAUGUUGCCUUCGAAUCGUAACACACCGAGCCCUAUUGACCCGGAGUCCAUCCAGGUGUCCGUGGGCUAUGAUCCUGACCCGGCCGACCUCGCUCUCUCCAGCAUCCCGGGUCAGGAGAUGUUUGACCCACGGAAGCGCAAGUUUUCGGAGGAAGAGCUAAAACCCCAGCCCAUGAUAAAGAAAGCUCGCAAGAUCUUCAUUCCGGAUGAUCUGAAGCAGGAUGAAAAAUACUGGGCAAGGCGCAAAAAGAACAACAUGGCCGCCAAGAGGUCAAGAGAUGCCCGGAGACUGAAGGAGAACCAGAUCGCCAUCCGAGCCUCGUUCCUGGAGAAGGAGAACUCCGCCUUACGGCUGGAGGUAGCCGACCUGCGGAAGGAGCUCGGGAAAUGCAAGAAUGUGUUGGCGAAGUACGAGGCCAGGCACGGCCCGCUGUGAGCUCCAUGUUUGCAACGAAGACGCAUGGACACCUUCAUCCCUGCCUGGUAGCACUAAACACAAACCGACCAGAUUCUGUCAUCGGCACUUUACUGGAAGCAGAAACAGACUAUUUUUAUUAUUAUAUUUUUUGUUUCUCUGUUGUUAAGCGCUUCAUACGGAUGGCACUCCUUCUGUACCCGGACUACGGACAAAAGUAAACGAGAAAACUGCUGUACCAAAUGCUGUACCUGACGCGGUAUCCGAUUAGAUGGGGAAAAAAAAACAUCUUGGACGUCUAACAAUCGGAUUUACGCGCAGGUUACCCGCCGCCGUAAGUGAAGCGCGUCCAACUCCUUCAAACGACACGACGGGUCUCACGGACUACAAGAAAGCUUUAUGGGGUAUUUUUCCCGCGUUCAGAUCUCUCUCUGUCUCCAAACUAUCCUUGGACUCAAAAACUUAUAAAAAAAAAA
This is a messenger RNA of Spea bombifrons (plains spadefoot toad), 1444 nucleotides long. It is a transcript of the gene HLF, whose product is annotated as HLF transcription factor, PAR bZIP family member. Gene Ontology annotation, molecular function: DNA-binding transcription factor activity, RNA polymerase II-specific; RNA polymerase II cis-regulatory region sequence-specific DNA binding. Bases 96 to 989 code for a protein of 297 amino acids. Lineage: Eukaryota; Metazoa; Chordata; Amphibia; Anura; Pelobatidae. The transcript has 4 exons. The record is from RefSeq and is a predicted model, not a curated record. Gene Ontology annotation, cellular component: nucleus. Gene Ontology annotation, biological process: regulation of transcription by RNA polymerase II.